This is a messenger RNA of Naegleria fowleri, 813 nucleotides long. RefSeq lists its product as uncharacterized. Lineage: Eukaryota; Heterolobosea; Eutetramitea; Acrasida; Naegleriidae. The coding region runs from base 1 to 813 and encodes 270 amino acids. The record is from RefSeq and is a predicted model, not a curated record. The transcript has a single exon.
AUGACAUCUCUCAAUUUUAAACAGGAAAUACCUGCAACAACAACAACUCCUUCGCGAACCGCUACCAACAAGACAACCUUUAACAGGAUACAACUUGGUCUUGUAUACAAUGAUAACGCGAAUUCAUCAUCUCUUGCACCUGAUCAAUGUUUAAAAAAGUCAGUUCAUGGUCAUCCACAUACAUUGAAUUUCGCAACAGAGCACUUGUCAUCGCAAGUGGGCAACACCCCUCAAGAGAUCCCUUUGAAUCUUAAACUAGAGUUUAAUGAAAGUGAGAUGGAAAUGCUUGAUCUUUAUUUCCAACAAAAGAUCUUGUAUGAUAUAAAGUUUCAGUCCAAUAAGACCAACUCGACGAACACUACUUCUGUUGCAACGAUCAAAGAAGCUUCCUCUCGAAUCGCAGCUGACUUGCGAGAUCAAACCCAUGAGAAUCCCCACCACCACCCACAACAAGUCACCACACCUGUCCAAGCGCUCGAUCUCUAUCCCCCUCUCUCUCAAAGCUAUUUUUCAUUAAGGAGAGAUUCAUUGUUGUCAAGCUCUUCAUCCUCCUCUACCACAUCCACUCCCUCUCUUGAUGCCUCUCCCAUACAUCCUCUUCCUGACGAAUCGUGCAUGAAAAGGUCGAGUUCCAAAAUCACGAAAAAGAGGGUUCGUUCAAAAAGUAAUUACAGUCAUAAACCAAGGAAAGGAUUCACCAAAGUAGAUCACACUACGUGGCAAUUUCAUUCCUACGAGAAGGGAAAAAUUGUUUCCAGUGAUCUCGUCUUUCUUUCAUUCACUCCCACUUCCAAUACAAUCAGUUUCAAAUAA